GAUAAGAGAUGCUAAAAAUAUGGCUGCUCAAGUUUUAAAUGAAUCAACUCGUGGAGUUCUAAAGGACAUAUUUUUUGUAAAAUCUCUUCAGAUGAUAUUGGAAGUAUUUAAUUUAACAAUGCAAGGAGCCAAGGUUUUUAAAGGAUUGGUGCCAACAUUGCAUAAUAUGAUGAUUAAUCAGCCAAAUAUACUUUUGGUUUUGGAUGAUGAAAAAUUAAUGAGGCCUGUCAGGAGGUUUACAGCUGAUUAUGCUUCGAGACAACUAUUGGGUGUCAUGCCUCACACACUUGCCCUCACAAUGUGCUUUAUUAUGCAAUAUAGAUUAGGUGUUAAUGUUGGAGUUGAAGUUGAAUUAAAGGAUGUAGGUGCUGAAAGCAAAGUUCCUCUGGAUGAUAUUUGUAGGAAGGCCAUAGAUACUGGUCUUCGUAAUUGCCUUUACACUGCUAGUGAUUUAUCACAGGCAAGCUCACUAUGCAGUGCUUUGGAACAUGCUUGGAAAAGACGGGAAACAAACAAUGUACUACAUUCAAAUGUUACCGCACAUCGGAGAGAGGUUGAAAGAUUACAAGUCCAAGUAACAGCUUAUCACUGGCUGCAUGAGGAUAUUUUAAUUUCAAACAGUAUUUCAGCUCAAAUAUCACCACCACCUAUUAUAAGAGCUGGUUUCAUGUUAGAACUGAGAAAAGCUUCACAGUUAUUGAUUGCUAUACAACAACGGAUCACGGAAUGUCAUGCUACUCAAAAUUCUCUCGUGCAAAGUGCUGAACAGAGACUAAAGUGGGCUGCAGGUGCAAACCCUGCAUUAGCUGAAGUAACGUCGGCAUUUGAAACUGCUAUCAAAAAUAGGGAUAAAGAAUUGCAGCAAUUACAGCAUACUGCAGGAGAAGUGGCCAAAACUUGCAACGCCAUAUUGCAUCAUGAAGCUAUGAGAACUAGAACAUCAGAGAGUGCAACUAAUGAUCAGGCUUUUCUGGAUAUGGUAUCUCAGUGGGAGAAAAGUUGUACAUUACAAGAAGGGUGCAAGAAUGCAAUAUCACCAUUAGAAGACUGUUUAUUUGAGAUGUUGGAUCCAGAAGGAUGUGUUGAUGAUCAAUAUUUAUCAAAUGUUGGAGCUCUCCUAAAAAAUAUGAUCAAUGAAAUUGAUGACGAAAUUGAAACACAACAAAGUAGUUUGACUGAAGCAGAAGAACUUUUGCAAGACAUAGUGAACAAAUUACGAUCUCAUAUGUCACAGCACAAUCAAUUGACAUCUGACAUCAGAGCACUUCUGAAAAAUAUGCUUAAAUCAGAUGGGGACAAAGUUACAGGACUUCGAGAUUAUUUAUCAAGAUACAAGAGAUUUUUGGAAGUAAUUUCAGCAAUUUCCAGCGCUAUGUAUGACAAAGAGAACAUUUUGAAUUCGAUUUACGCUGUGAAAGGACAAGUUCAAGAAGCACAAGAAUUAAUCGGAGGUGUGUUUGAUGAUAUAUUUUUGUUUGAGGCUGAUAAUGGAAAAAAUAAUAAUAAAAGGCCUCCAUUGUUGAGGCAAAGUAGUGUGCAGUCAAUUAAUGGAACUAAGGAAAAAUCACCUAGAUUGCCCGAAAUGGAACAAAAACGCAACGCGUACGCUGUAUCGGUGUGGCGACGCGUGCGCCUGAAAUUAGAAGGCCGCGAUCCUGAUCCCAUGUGGCGCUGCACUCCUGCAGAGCAGGUGGACUUUAUUAUUCGAGAGGCCACUAAUGCAGACAACCUGGCACUUCUCUAUGAAGGCUGGACUCCAUGGGUGUGAACUGAAGAUAAAUAUAGAGCGAAAUAUCACUCAACGCGAAUUAACUUAUCGAUUUUCGUAAACCGCUACAUCAUUUUGAUUUGAAACGGCUACGAAAAUAACAGCUAAACAGGCGACGGGUCAACCAAAGACCGACGUCGUAUUUAGCUCAUUUACGAUUACCGGAGCAGUAUAAGACAAAAUUGUAUCUAAUGUGUUGUUGUAUGACAAAAUUUUUGAAGUGAAUGUCAAUAAGAUCUUCACGUCGCGCGUCUUACAUCCGAUGGAUAUAAUGAAACAAGUCGACAAUGCUGCUUUUGAAUCAAUUCAUAAUUCUUUGCUAUUUCAUAAAUUAAUGAGAUUUUAAAAAUUCGAUCAAUGGCAAAGAGAAAAUUUAGGAUUUAAACGAUGAUGAAACACAACAUGUAUCGUGCUGACAUCUUGAUUUGAGAUUAUAUUAAGGAGUACUAUAUGAAUGAAUAACUUCAAUUUUAUAGAUCUGCUUCAUUACUAGUUAGAUCUAUAUUCUCUACUAAAAACUUUAGUUAUUGGUUCAACUUCUUCCUGUUUCACUUUUAUAUUUAGGAUUAA
Molecule: messenger RNA, 2338 nt
Organism: Ctenocephalides felis (cat flea)
Lineage: Eukaryota; Metazoa; Arthropoda; Insecta; Siphonaptera; Pulicidae
Product: serine/threonine-protein kinase SMG1-like
Exons: 8
Coding region: 20-1768 (582 amino acids)
Biological process (GO): negative regulation of macroautophagy; TOR signaling
Cellular component (GO): nucleus; TORC2 complex; TORC1 complex
Molecular function (GO): protein binding; protein serine/threonine kinase activity
Source: RefSeq, a predicted model, not a curated record